Hypanus sabinus (Atlantic stingray) is the source of this 2926-nucleotide messenger RNA. It is a transcript of the gene vps16, whose product is annotated as VPS16 core subunit of CORVET and HOPS complexes. Gene Ontology annotation, biological process: intracellular protein transport; vacuole fusion, non-autophagic; endosomal transport. NCBI's taxonomy places the organism in Eukaryota, Metazoa, Chordata, Chondrichthyes, Myliobatiformes, Dasyatidae. The record is from RefSeq and is a predicted model, not a curated record. The transcript is spliced from 24 exons. Gene Ontology annotation, cellular component: lysosomal membrane; HOPS complex; cytoplasm. Gene Ontology annotation, molecular function: actin binding. Bases 73 to 2583 code for a protein of 836 amino acids.
GUCCCGCACAGUCGAGCUGCGGCUGUGAUCACCGGCUGGCUUGUGGGCAGUAGCUGUUCGCCUGGAAGCAUUAUGGCUUUCGUGACAGCGAACUGGAACCCUCUCGGCGACGUGUUUUACAGGAAGUUCGACCUGUAUUCUGAAUGGAUGAUUAAGGAGGAUAUAAAUAACUGUUUAAUUGCAGCUGCACCAUAUGGUGGUCCGAUUGCGUUGAUCAAUGAAUCCCGCAAGGAAAGGUCUCCAAGUUUCCGUCCUGCUAUGGAAAUAUACUCCUCAUCGGGAAAUAGGAUAGUCUCCUUUCCAUGGAAGAGUGGUGUAGUGGUUCACAUUGGGUGGACGACGGAUGAGGACCUACUCUGUAUACAAGAUGAUGGGACUGUUCUAAUCCACAACAUUUUUGGCACUUUUAAGAGACACUUUAGCAUGGGUAAUGAGGUGUUACAGAAUCAAGUUAUGGAGGCCAAAGUUUUCCAUUCUGCUUAUGGUUCGGGAAUCGCUAUACUGACUGGGUCUUUUCGUUUCACACUUGCCACAAAUAUAAAUGACCUCAAACUCCGACGACUUCCUGAAGUUCCAGGAUUAAAAUGCCCACCAUCAUGCUGGGCUGUUUUGAUGGAAGAUCGACAGACUAAAAUUAUUCUGGCCAAUGGAAAGGAUUUGUAUGUCUUAGAUAAUGGAUCCUGGCAAUCUGUGAGUCCUCCUGGUCUUGGGCCUCAAGUAUCUGGAUUUACAAAGAUUGCGAUUUCAUUCAAUUAUAAACGGCUUGCUCUGUUCACAGACACUGGCAGCAUUUGGAUGGGUUCUUCUUCUUUGAGGGACAUGUUGUGUGUGAUUGACACAAAUUUCCAAACGCCACCGAAGCAGUUUGUUUGGUGUAACAGACCAAAAAGCACGAAUCCUGCUGUUGUUGGUGUGUGGGAUAAAUUACUUCUCAUAGCUGGAAGUUCAAAGGAGACCAUCAAAUUUUACCUAGAUGAAGACGUUCAUUUAGUACCUGAGAUAGAUGGGGUUCGUAUUAUCAGCUCUAACAGUCAUGAGUUUCUACAUGAGGUUCCACCUGCUUGCCAAGAUAUUUUCAAAAUUGCUUCAAUGGCACCUGGUGCACUUCUACUGGAAGCUCAUAAAGAAUAUGAGAAAGAGAGCCAGAAAGCUGAUGAAUACUUACGAGAGAUAAAGGAACAAAACCUCUUGUCUGAGGCUGUACAGCAAUGUAUUGAGGCAGCAGGCAAUGAGUAUAAACCUGAGAUGCAGAAAGCUUUGCUAAGGGCAGCCUCUUUUGGUAAAUGUUUCAUCAGCAACUUUCCUCCGGAUACAUUUGUGAAGAUGGCUCGAGAUCUACGGGUGUUGAACGCCAUUCGUGAUUACACAGUUGGCAUUCCUCUCAGUUAUCCCCAAUAUAAGCAGCUAACUAUUGAAGUCCUAAUUGACAGAUUAAUUUUACGUAAGCUGUAUCCUCUUGCAAUAAAAAUUUGUGAGUAUAUGAAAAUAUCAGAAUUACAAGGAGCAAGUCGGAUUUUGGCUCACUGGGCUUGUUAUAAGGUUCAACAGAAGGAAGAACCUGAUGAUAGUAUUGCUCGUGCAAUCAACCACAGACUUGGGGACACCCCUGGCAUUUCUUAUUCCGAAAUUGCUGCUAAAGCUUAUGAUUGUGGCAGGACAGAGCUAGCAAUAAAACUUCUAGAGUAUGAGCCAAGAUCUGGUGAGCAAGUACCCUUGCUGUUGAAGAUGAAAAGAAGUCAGCUGGCACUACUUAAAGCAAUAGAAAGUGGAGACACUGAUUUAGUGUACACUGUUGUGAUGCAUCUAAAAAGUGAGAUGAACAGAGGAGAUUUUUUUAUGACUCUACAGAAUCAGCCUGUUGCAUUGAGUCUUUAUUGCCAGUUCUGUAAGCACCAGGAGCCAGAAACCCUCAAGGAUCUGUUCAAUCAGGAUGACAACCAUCAAGAACUUGGCAACUUCUAUGUGCGUUCCAGUUAUUGCAAUGAAUCGACGAUUGAGGCACGCAUUGCCACUUUGCAGAGUGCUGUGGAUGAAUACAAUAAAGCUAAGAAUGAAUUUGCUGCCAAGAUCACAGAAGACCAAAUUAAAUUACUGCGAUAUCAGUAUCGUUUGCAGAAGGAGACUGGUAAAUCGUACCUGGAUUUGUCGUUACACGACACUGUUUCCAGACUGUUACUGGAAAGCAAGCUCAAACAAGCUGAACAGCUUUACAAAGACUUUAAAAUUCCUGACAAAAGGUUUUGGUGGCUGAAGAUUGCUGCAUUGGCAGAGAAAGAAGACUGGGAGGAACUUGAAAAAUUUUCCAGAAGCAAGAAGUCCCCAAUAGGUUACAUGCCAUUUGUAGAAAUCUGUGUCAAGCAUCACAACAAAUAUGAAGCUAAGAAGUAUGUAGUGAAAGUCAGCCCAGAGCAGAAAGUGAAAGGAUAUAUAAUGAUUGGAGAUCUAGACCAAGCUGUGGAAGUUGCAGCAGAACGCAAAAAUGAAAGCGAGUUGAACAAUAUUCUUUCCAAGUGUGUAUCAGCUACUGAUCAGUCAAUUGUGGAAAAAAUUAACCGAGCAAAAGCACAGCUAUUAAAGAAGUAAAAUACUUCUCAGAGAUGACAAGCGAUCAAUUAAGUAUUAGUUCCCUGUCUUCAGAAUAUGUAUGUUUGUAAAUAUGUUUAUAGUUAGUUUACCAUGAAUUACAAAAAAAAGAUGAAAAGUUAUACAGUUUGUUACCAGAAAAAACUGCAGUAGCCUAGUUUAACUAUUUGUUGACAUGGAAGUGUACUUCAUUCAAUAUCUUAAAUGCUACAUCUCAUAUGAUUAAAUAUUACUUAAGUCUAAUGCCUCAGUAUAUACACUAUGUAAAUUAUUUGGUGUGGCAUUACUGUACAUCCAUCCCAAAACAAAAUUGAUAAGAUUAAAUGCUAAGUUAAAUUUACUU